AUGGCGCUCGACCUCGUCUUUUUUGCAACUGCGAGCACGCUCGCUCCGCCUCGUGCUCGCGUGGCGCCGCGCCACGCCCCCGCGUGCGCCAACGCCGCCGGCAGCAGCGGCAGCGGCAGCGGCGUGGACUGGCCAAGCGCGCCCGCCGAGAACAUCGAGCUCGCCGAGACGUACUACCGAGCGUUCGAGGUGCUUGCGCGCGACGCCGAUUUCGUCGCGGACGUCUGGGCGCGCAAGCCGCUGCUCGUCGCCGAGCCCAUCGCCGGCGUCGCCGGCUCGUUUACGCUGGACGACGUGCGCGAGGCAGUGGACUCUGACUUUCUGGAGGCGGGGCUCGGUGUGCCGACGGCGGAGGGCGGCUGGAAGAUGGCGCCAGUCUCGCAGCCGCGCGGCUCCUCGUACGAGGACGCCAAGCUGCGGUACGUCGACGUCGCGGCGGGCAUAGAGCGCGGGACGGUUGUCUUCAAUUCUGCGGGCGCGCACGUGCCCAAGCUCGGCGCCAUCUGCCUGGCGGCGCUGCGCGCGUUCGGGCUCCCCAACUGCCUCAACAUGUACCUCACCGGCCCGAGCGUCAAGCAGUCCGCCCCGCCGCACACCGACAAGCAGGACGUCUUUGUCCUGCAGAUGAGCGGCGCUAAGCAGCCGGCGGCCGCGAGCCGCGCGAGAAGGCGCCGCCGAGCCGGCGCACCCCCCGAUAGGCGCAAAGCACUGGCGGGCGACGACAAGCUCCGCCUCUCGGAGCUGGGAGAGCCGCUUCUCGAGACGGUGCUGACGCCGGGGCAGCCGCUCUGCGACGCCCGCCCGUCGGCAGUUCGCACAGUCGACCCGCACGACGGCUCUCACGAUCGCACGUCUGCGACCCGCCCGAGCCGUCGGUUGGGCUGA
Molecule: messenger RNA, 885 nt
Organism: Emiliania huxleyi CCMP1516
Lineage: Eukaryota; Haptophyta; Isochrysidales; Noelaerhabdaceae
Exons: 4
Coding region: 1-885 (294 amino acids)
Source: RefSeq, a predicted model, not a curated record